ACCAUGUGCAUGCAUGUGGUAUGUCUCUUAGCACAGGGGCCUAUCACCCUAUAUAUUGCCUUUCUGCACAUCCCUUCCUGUGAGUUCAACCUUUUCCUUGAAGCUUCAACUCUCUUUUCCGCUGGUUUCUUUUCCUUGCUACCCCAUACAUUCGUAGCACUAAGAACACUUCCUACCACCCUCCAAUAACAUGAUCUCAUGGCCUCAGUAUAUCCACAAGUUUAUGUGACAAGAAGCCCAAACCCUCUCUCACAGGGACUAGCCGGCAUGCAUCUCUCAAUGAGGUCCUACUGAAUCAAAAGGCGUCCAAUGCUUGAGCACCACCCAUUACGUACAACAUCACUUUAAUCCAACAGGGGGCGAGAAAGAGAGAGAGAGACAGAGAGAGAUGGUAUAAGGUGACAUACCAUGUCUUCAAGGAGAACCAACUUCAGAAAUCCUCCUAAGCUGCUAGUAUCGUUUCUUUCUUUCCUCCCUCUAUAAGCGACCAUAACAUCGAUCGCUUUCCUCGCUUCUUUUAUCCAUUCAGGAACCAUGCAUGCCUCUAACUCAUUCACGCAAAUCUUCCUGGAACACAUGUUGUUGGGGCUCCAACAUGGUGGAGUUGCAUCCAAGAGCAUGAGCUUCCUGCAGAGGAAGAGAGCCAUCAAGCUCACGGCUGACGUUGCCAUGGCAUUUGCUAAAGAUGGUGCGAAGUGGAGCCAUGCCCUUAUCAUGAACCUGUCGAAGAAAAGUAAGAACAAGACCCUACUAAGGAGCAUCCUGGGGAGUGAAUAUGAGAGGCUAACCAAGCCACGCCUCUCAUGGAAGAUGCUUAGAGCCAAGAAGAUCUUGCAAAGAAGCUUCAAGGUGGACUCAAGAAUAAAUAACAAGGGUGCACGUCGAUUGCGAGGUGUUGACGCAGCAAGUGCUCACGAUGGAGCUGUUGUUACAAGGACCAAAGUGCUCAAACGCCUCGUGCCAGGAGGCGAGCACUUGGACGACUCCACUUUGUUGCAGGAAACCCUAGACUAUGUCGUCUCCCUUCGAGCUCAGGUCGAUCUAAUGCAUCUGCUCAUCAAGGCCCUCAAUGUUCCAAAUCUCAAAAAUCAUGCACUCUAAAGGAGCACUGCAAAAAAGUGGAGAAUUCCUAUUUUGACAAGUAGGCACUUACAAUAUUGGGGAGUUAAGGUGCCUCUGAGCAGAAUUCUGUCAUUAAAGACUUCAAGAGCACUAUAUAGACAUGGAAAGUACCGUGACCAUGUUUGCUUGUUGAAGCAUGUUUGAGGGCUGUACGAUUUCUCCUCUGCUACAUUCUAUGAAAGUACGGAGAAUAUUUAUGUACGAUGGUAAGCCCAACUGAAUAACAUGAAUAUUGGCUGCACAUAUUAUUAGACUGGAGAGGGAGAGGGAGAGAGAGAGAGAGAGAGCUCAGAAGAAAGAAAGUGGUGGUUAGGGGCUUCAGAAAGUCCAUAGACUAUCUUGAUGCUGUAAAAAAAGGAAUAUCGUGUAUGAAAUGUAUAAAGUAUAAUUCCUUGGAUAAAGAAGCGUAUCAGAGUAUCUAUAAGCAAGAACCAACUGCACAAAGCAUUAAAUUCUCUCCUGAAAACCUUAGGCAUUUUAAUGGGUAAUAACAUGUGUAUGAUGGAGAAGAUACUAAUGGAUGUAAUGCCACAGAACUGUAAACAUCUAUGAACCGUAUGAAAGUAUAAUUCCUCAGAAACAGAAACAUAUUGGGUAUCUAUAAGCAAAAACCAAUGGAAUGAAGCAAUAAAAUCUCUCCAGAACACCUUAGGAACAUAUGUACAGAGAAGAUACUAUCAGACGUGAUGCCUUGGAGCUAUAAACAUCAAAUAACUGUUUGCACCAAAUGUUUUGAAUUAGAGGUCUAUCAAAUGAAGGAAAUAAGUCUUUUCAUUUUUCUCUUCUUUAAGUCUUCCCAAUUCCCAAUUAUCUUGAUACCUAUCAAGAUAAGAAUCUUCGUAAACUGGGCUAUCUUUAUAGCAUGUCUCUUUAAAGUGAAAGUGGAAUUCCCCCUUUGUUUUUUCCUUUCCAUUCACUCGGAUCUCUUCCGUUUCAUCUAUUUUUUCCGGAUCU
Molecule: messenger RNA, 2076 nt
Organism: Phoenix dactylifera (date palm)
Lineage: Eukaryota; Viridiplantae; Streptophyta; Magnoliopsida; Arecales; Arecaceae
Source: RefSeq, a predicted model, not a curated record